AUGGAAUGGUUGUGUGAACGUGCUAUACUCACUCCAAAAAAUGACCAAGCGGCGGCUAUCAAUGAUACACUGCUGAUGUCUUUUGAAGGGGAAGAAAAAGUAUAUACUUCUAUAGAUACGGUGGUCAACAUGGACGAUGCAACUAAUUAUCCGGUUGAAUUUUUAAAUUCAUUGAAACCACCGGGCAUGCCAUAUCAUAGGCUUAUUCUGCGGGUGGGCACACCUAUUAUGUUGUUGCGAGAUUUGAAACCGCCUAAACUGUGCAAUGGGACCAGGCUUAAAGUCAAAGCUUUACAUCGCAAUAUAGUAGAAGCCACAAUUUUAACAGGAUGUGCAAAAGGGGAAACUGUGUUUGUACCACUAAUCCCUUUAAUUCCGAAUGAUCAUCUGUUCGAAUUUAAACGAUUACAGUUUCCCCUGAAAGUCUGUUUUGCAAUGACUAUAAACAAGUCUCAAGGCCAAACUCUUAAAUUUGCAGGAAUAGAUUUGCGAGAAAACUGUUUUUUACUGGGCAGUUCUACGUAG
Messenger RNA from Sipha flava (yellow sugarcane aphid), 525 nucleotides. RefSeq lists its product as uncharacterized. The transcript has a single exon. Bases 1 to 525 code for a protein of 174 amino acids. NCBI's taxonomy places the organism in Eukaryota, Metazoa, Arthropoda, Insecta, Hemiptera, Aphididae. The record is from RefSeq and is a predicted model, not a curated record.